AUGAACCACCACCCGCCGCUUGCCACCUCCGCCGCUGCUGCCGAAGAGGACAAAGACGACGUGGGCACGUGUUCCGUCUGUUUUCUCGCCUUCAGCGCGAGCGAGGCCGACCGCGUGCCGCGGUUGCUCAAGUGCGGCCACUCCUUUUGCACCGCUUGCCUCAGCCACCUCCUUGCGUCCCCCACUCCAACUCCCACCGCCAACUCCGAAGCCGAACUGGAGGAGGCCACGUGGCCUCUGCGGUGCCCCAAGUGCCGCACCGAGACCCGUGUUCUUCUGGUCGACGGUGAGGUCGCGGCGGGCGUGAAGGGCCUGCCGCGCAACUUUGACCUCAUCGACCUCCUCUCCUCGGCCCUGAGGCAGCCGCGGCCGACUGGAGAAACCUGCGCCAUGGCGGCGCUCAAAUGCGCCAACUGCAGCCAACCGGCGGCGGAGAAGUUCUGCGAGCAGUGCGGCGGCGCCCACCUGUGCGUGUCGUGCGAUCACCAGAUCCACGCGUUCCCUGCGCUGCGGAGCCACAGGCGUGUGGCGUCGACCGACGCGCCGCACGCGCCGGGUCCCUCCACCUGCGAGCGCCACCGGGGCAAGAAGGCCAAGAUGUGGUGCGAGCACGACGGCGUGGCCGUGUGCACGAUGUGUCUCAUUGUGGGACCGCACAAGGGGCACGACGCCGUCACGAUCGAGGAGGCCGUGGAGCGAGUGCGCGAGGCCGCGCUGGUCGAUCUGGCCCAGGUCGAGGCCGCCAUGGGCGAGGUCGAGGCAGCCGUGGAGCGCCAGGCGGCGCACGAGGCCGGCGAGCAGGAGAGCGCGCGCGAGGCGCGGGCUGCCAUUAAGCAGCACUUUGACCGGAUGCGCGAGGCCGUGGCGCAGCGCGAGAGGGCGCUCGGCGCCGAGCUCGACGAGUGGGAGCACACGAGGGCCGAGGCGGCGGCCAAGCGGCGGGCCGAGCUGGCGGGGGCCCAGACGCGACUGGCAGCAGCCGGGAAGGCCCUCCAGCAGCAGCUGCAGCUGCAGCACGGCGGGCUCGGUCGGUCAGCCACUUCGAGCGAUUCCGCGCCCUGCCAGGAGGCGAGGACUGCGGCAGCGGCGGUGACAGGAACGCAGGCGAGCAGCAGCAGCAUCGCAUUCACAAGCGAAGACACGUGGGUCCAGGUGGUGGGCUCCUCGGGUCGCCUGGAGCGGCGCGUGGCUGCUACUGAUGCCGGUGGCGUUGUGCGCGACUACGCCGCCAUGACAGCUGCCCAGCGCACUUUCGGUUCGGGUGCCCAGUUAAGAUGCCCAUGGGGCGUGGCGGUCGACGCGGCAACUGGCCACAUCGUUGUGGCCGAUUUCGACGGAAGGCGGGUCCACGUAUGGCGCUCCGACGACGGGUCCUGCGUCCGCUCUUUCCUCAACCAUGGUUCCGGCCCCGCCCAGUUCCGAUGCCCGCGCGGCGUGGCGGUCGACGAGGAGGGCCACAUCAUCGUGGCCGACUGCUUCAACCAUCGGGUGCAGGUGUGGCGCGCCAACGACGGGACCUGCCUACGCAUCUUCGGCUCCGAGGGCAACAACCGGGUGCACGUGUGGCGCACCGAUGGGUCCUUCAUCUGCACCUUCGGCUCCGCGGGUCGUGGCUAUGGUCAGUUCAUGAACCCCAUGGGUGUGGCGGUCGAUACGACGACGGGCUACGUCGUCGUGGCCGAUUACGGCAACCACCGGGUGCAGUUCAACGGUCCUGCGGGCGUGGCGGUCGACGCAGCGACGGGCAACAUCAUCGUGGCCGACAGCAGCAACAAACGGGUUCAGGUGUGGUAA
Messenger RNA from Acanthamoeba castellanii str. Neff, 1794 nucleotides. RefSeq names its product Bbox zinc finger domain containing protein. Gene Ontology annotation, molecular function: protein binding; zinc ion binding. The record is from RefSeq and is a predicted model, not a curated record. NCBI's taxonomy places the organism in Eukaryota, Discosea, Longamoebia, Acanthamoebidae. The coding region runs from base 1 to 1794 and encodes 597 amino acids. The transcript has 4 exons.